This is a messenger RNA of Tetrapisispora phaffii CBS 4417, 2724 nucleotides long. It is a transcript of the gene PTP2, whose product is annotated as tyrosine protein phosphatase PTP2. NCBI's taxonomy places the organism in Eukaryota, Fungi, Ascomycota, Saccharomycetes, Saccharomycetales, Saccharomycetaceae. Gene Ontology annotation, molecular function: protein tyrosine phosphatase activity. Bases 1 to 2724 code for a protein of 907 amino acids. The record is from RefSeq and is a predicted model, not a curated record. The transcript has a single exon. Gene Ontology annotation, biological process: protein dephosphorylation.
AUGAAUGUUUUCAGUAAUGACAUAUCGAGCAGAAAUAUAGGCGGAGCACAAAACAUUGAUUCUUUUAAAUUACCGACUAUUGAUAGCACACCAGAUAAUACAUCGGUCAAAAAGCUCAAUAUUUACGAAAUAAAUAGCCCUAAUAACAAUUACAUUUUUCGACCAAGCUUACCUGCAGCAAAUAAUAAAGAGAAAAUCGAUUUGAAUGAUGACCUAUAUCACUUAGCUAAUUUAAUAGAUACUCAGGAUGGGAAGAUGCAGAAGGCCAUACAUUUGUUACGAGAGCAUGUGAAAAGCUACAACGACUCCACAGAGGAUAGUAAAAUUUUAUUGUUUGAUUUAACUAUAAAUAAUAAAUGGAACCAAGUUGAUGAAUUGAAAGAUUUUGGUAAAUAUAUUAAUAUUGUGCAUCUACCACUUCCGAGCACCUUAAUAAAAAGACCAAGUUUUAAUUUUAGGAAACUGUUAAGAACCACAAUACCAGAUGUUAAUAAGAAAAAAGAGUUGAUUACAUUAGUACGAGAUUCAAAAAUCUUUCUUAUAUACGAUGAUAUCAGCAACGUAAAUAGCUGUUUGAUAUCUACCUACUGGUUUAUGAAAAAAUUAAAUGAAUUUACUUUGGACAUGCAUGAGGACAAUGACAACAAUAACUCAGAUCUAAUGGACAACAAAUACGGCAAUGGUAUCUCAGAGAUUCAAACUGUAAAUAACAUCCAAGAUAACAAGAGUACAGAAAUAAAACAUAGUGAUAUGUAUAUAGUGACAUCAGAUGAACUGAAGAGCAAUCUAGCUGACCCUACAUUGGAAACAUCACAAAAUCACUUAUUUACAAAUGCAAAGGUUAAAUUUCAUCAAGAAUCAAAGGGUUCUAUAAAAAAUAGAUUGAAGAACAUGAACUUUAACCUUACUAUUAAAAUACCCCAACAUUCAUCACCAAGUGAUAAAACCUCUAUGUUUUUAGGUUCAAUUAAAAAAGACACUAUGAAUUACUCUCCAACUUCACUUGAUAAAUAUUUUAAAUUAGAUAUUCCAAAGGUAUUAUUGGACAAAGCAAAUAGCAAAUAUAUUCCAAACUGGCUUCAAAAUCUCAUUGCCGAACAGGUUGACAAGAUAUACAAUGAUAAUACAGAAAAUGAUUUAAAGAAGACUAAAACUGAAAAUAACGUUUUAUUAAAAAUAUUGCAUCAAUUUGAUUUGUUAGAGCAUUUGGAAAAUCAGCGUUUAGAAAAUUGUUUAAAUUAUUCACAAUCCAAGGAUAAUAAUCGAUCAAAUACAACAUUAGGUAAAAGCGCAAAAGUAAAUAUGUCACCAGUAGUUGAUGUUGCUAAACCCAAAGCAUCAAUUAACAUGUACUCAUUACCAUCCUUACAAAAACAAUUCAAGAAACAAAAAUUUGACCAAAUAAACUAUGUCCCGGUAGAGUUUACAAAGAAAUCGAAUACUAUUGAGGUCCCCAAGGUCAUUAUUCCAAAAUUAAUUACUACAUCAGCAGAUUCACCACCAUCUAUGGGUAAUAAAAAUAACUCACCAACUACAAAUUCAGAUUCUGAAACUUUAGCGACCCCAUUGGAAUAUUACGAAAUAACACAAGGUAUUCAGUCAUUCACCAGAAACCGCUAUUCAAAUAUUUUACCAUACGAGCAUACGAGAGUAAAGUUACAACCAUCGCCGAUUAGCGGCAUAAGACCUGUUGUUUUAGGCAAUAAUUCAUCUGCCAACAAUAGCUCCAAUAAUUUGACUGUGCAUGGUCAGGCUUUCACCAGCAAAACUGAGUCCAAAGAAAAUGAAGAUUCGUCGUAUUUUGAUAUGUCAGAAUCUGCUAGCACAUCAGAGGAAAAAAGUAAGCUACUAAAAGCUGAGGAAUUCAAUGACUAUUUUAAUGCUAAUUAUCUCAGAUUAUCUCAAAUUAAUCCUGAUUUUGAAUAUAUUGCCACUCAAGCACCUCUUCCAUCAACUGUGGAUGACUUCUGGAAAGUUAUCAUCACCAACAAAAUUCAUGUCAUUGUUUCACUACUUUCAAAUGAUGAACUAAAUUUGCGUAAAUGGCAUAUCUAUUGGAAUGCUGAUUUAAUGCGGAAACAUGAAGUUGUCUGUACGGAAACCUACGAAAAUGUUUGUGAUAUUGAUGGUUGCAUUUUGAGGAUAUUUAAAGUAAAGAGACAAUGCAUUGGUGCAUCAGCAAAUUCAUUGAAUCAUGGUGAACUAGAAACAGAACAAACGGUUUAUCAGAUACAAUACACAAAAUGGUUAGAUUCUUGCAGUGUGGAAAUGAAUAUAGUUCUAAAACUUCACCAUUUAAAAAAUGCUUUAGUGGAUAACCCUAUGGCAGUUUUAAAUGAUAUUAAAAUAGGAAAUACUAAAUGUUAUAACGACAACAGUUGUAGUUGUGUACACAAAACAACUAUGAAAAAUUAUCUUAAUGUAAAGACACCAAUUUUAGUUCACUGUUCUGCAGGCUGUGGAAGAACUGGAGUUUUUAUUACACUGGAUUUUUUAAUAAAUAUAUUAAACAAACGAAGCAAUAGAAACAAUAAAAUUAAUGUUUGGGACAUGUCAGAAGAUUUAAUUUUCAUUGUUGUUAAUGAACUUCGUAAACAAAGGAUUUCCAUGGUUCAAAAUUUUACUCAAUAUGUUACUUGUUAUGAGUCUAUUUUAGAGUAUUUUUCAUUAUUAAUUGAAAAUAAUCAUGCUGAUGAAGAGAAAAGGAAGAUCAACGACAGUUAA